GUCAAUGCGGAAGAGCCCCAUGCUUUUCUCUCAUUCGUUCUAAUCUAAUAUUUGUGAAUAAGUAAAAAAGAAAUGUUGCGCAAAAGGACCAGCGGAAAAGAAGAUGGUGACAGUGUCAAACCUGAGAGAAAGAAGAGAUCAGAUGACACCGGUGUGACUGCUGUGGCUGUCUCUCAGAGGAGCUGCUGGUCUGUUGUGUCUUUCUGGAUGAAGGUUCUGCUCUUCCUCAUCUUCACACCAGCAUUCCUGAACUAUGCCUCUUUGCAGAGAGAAGGACAGGUGCUGUCUCCCACAGAUGCUCAAUUAAUAGAUAUCGGUCUGGGACAGAACAUCCACCUUUUGUGCAAGGGACAUGGACAACCAGUUGUGGUUCUUGAUGCUCCAGCAGGAAUGUCUUCAGAUGUCUGGUACCAUGUUCAGGAGAGUCUGUCAUUAACAACAAAGGUGUGCACCUAUGACAGAGUUGGUUUGGGUUUCAGCCGAAGAACCCUGGAGAAUGAAACCACAGGCAUGGAGAAAGUCUGGGGAAUGUCAACCACUGGAAGGAUGGUGGACGACCUCCACCGAUUGAUCAAGGCUGCGGAUUUAGCCACGCCCUUCAUCCUGAUUGGCUCUGAACUGGGCACGCUCAACGGGAGGUUCUACAGCCACAUCCAUGACACGCAAGUGUCUGACUUGGUGUUGAUCGAUCCGAUCCCAGAAGAUGUCUUUGAAGAGGAGAAGUGGAAGCAGUACUGGUAUUCUCACCUGGUCCCGUCCCUGCAGAUGAUGCAGUUCUCCGCAGCUGCAGGUUUGAGUCGUCUGCUCAUUAUUCUGGGUGUGUUGAAGCCUGCCAUUCAAGGAGAAAACAUCUCCGAAGACAUUAUACAACGACAGAAAUACCUUCUAAGUAACCCGGCCCACCAGAGCGCUGCAGUAGAUGAGCAUUUCUUUCUCAAUGAGAGCGCAGCUCAAGUCAGGGAGAUCUCAAGAUACAAGCCUCUUUCUAGCAAGACAUCCGUGUAUGUGAUUACUGGAGAAUCUUUUGAUGAACAGCUUCCUGCAGAUCUCAACCAAGUGGUUUCUGAACUCCAGAGUCAGUUUUUGGAGCGGUCUUAUCCUCGUGCCAAUCACAUUCAGAUUCGUGGAGCGGAUCGUCACAUGAUCUACAAAAAUCCAUCCUUGCUUAUCAAACAUUUACACAAGCUUGUGUCACAAAAGCAGAAAAACCAAAAGAGGCAGUGAGAUGGUUUAUAUUAUGUCGUAAUUCACAACAACCCAGUUUCAUUCAAUGACAUUUACAGGCUACAGCGGUAAUGUUCUCUUUGAUGAUGUAAGAAUCCAGAUUAUGGUACAAUGUUUGAUGCUGUUCCCUGGAAACAAAAAACCCAUGCAGUUUGUUUUUUUGACGGAUUUGCAUGUAUUUGUGCACAAAUAAUUUAUCUGCCUCAUUUUCUGUAUGUCUUUAAUGUCACAUAUUUUUAUUGUCAGAAAAGUAUGUUUGAAACUCUCAAAACUACCAAGGUCAGACUUGCCAAGGUCAUAUGUACCUAAUGAUUCUAAAUAAAUCUUGUUUUUCUUUAA
Molecule: messenger RNA, 1563 nt
Organism: Triplophysa dalaica
Lineage: Eukaryota; Metazoa; Chordata; Actinopteri; Cypriniformes; Nemacheilidae
Exons: 11
Coding region: 73-1224 (383 amino acids)
Biological process (GO): regulation of lipid storage
Cellular component (GO): endoplasmic reticulum
Source: RefSeq, a predicted model, not a curated record